CGUUGACUCCAUCCAAGAGGUUAUCUCAUCAAUUUGGUGGAUAAGUUCGCUUCUCAAAUCUUGGCUUCUGCUCUUAUUGGCAGAAGCAGUAUCCUUCGUGCUGAUAUAAUAUAAUCGUAGUUGUAUCGUUCGUUGUAUCACUACUAAAUUGUGAAGAAUUUUGAUAGUGGAUGAAAUUCUGUUCAGGAAUUAACACAGAAAUAAUUGUACAUUGUAUUUGAGUUAUUCUGUUUAAAAAAAUAUAAAAAAUGCAUUCCACUGGAGGAAACAUUCUACGGCAUUUUGUUCGACAAUUUUCUGUAUCUUCCUCCAAGUCAGCUAAUCCAAAAACAGCAAUUCUCAUGUUAAACAUGGGAGGCCCUCAGAACACAGACCAAGUGCAUGACUAUCUCUUAAGAAUUAUGACUGAUCGAGACAUGAUCCAACUUCCAGUUCAAGGAACUCUUGGGCCAUACAUAGCAAAACGAAGGACACCUGAAGUGCAAAAGAAGUAUGCCGAGAUUGGUGGAGGGUCUCCAAUUUUUAAAUGGACAAAUUUACAGGGAGAGUUGAUGUGUCAGAAACUGGACCAGGUUUCACCUCAGACUGCACCUCAUAAACAUUAUGUGGCCUUCAGAUACGUGGAUCCUCUCACAGACCAGACACUGGACCAGAUACAGAAAGAAGGAGCAGAACGAGUUGUAGUAUUCUCUCAAUACCCUCAGUACAGUUGUGCCACUACAGGUUCAAGCCUGAAUGCUAUCUUUACAUACUUCAAGAAUAAAUCUCGACCAAAGAACGUUAAAUGGAGUGUAAUUGACAGAUGGCCUGUACAUCCUCUAUUAGCAAAAACGUUUGCUGAUCGUAUUCUGACCGAGCUAAAACAGUUCCUGCUGAAAAAACAGAAGGAUGUUGUCAUUUUGUUCUCAGCUCAUUCUCUACCACUGAAGGCUGUCAACAGAGGGGACCCAUACCCAGGGGAGGUAGGAGCUACUGUACAGUUGGUGAUGCAGGAGUUGGGUCACUGUAACCCCUAUUCCUUAGUAUGGCAGUCCAAAGUUGGCCCAUUGCCAUGGCUCGAGCCGUACACUGAUGAUGCCAUAAAAAGUUACGUGAAGCAAGGAAAGAAGAAUUUUAUACUUGUGCCAAUUGCUUUUGUAAACGAACAUAUUGAAACACUUCAUGAAAUGGACAUUGAGUACUGCAAUGAUCUUGGAAAAGAGCUGUGUGUAGAGAACAUGAGAAGAGCUGCGGCCCCCAACGACCACCCUCUCUUCAUUUCUGCAUUGACAGACAUCGUCGCCACACAUCUGAAGGGUGAUCGAGGAGUCAGCCCAAAGUUUCUGAUCAGGUGUCCUCACUGCUCCAGUGCCCGAUGCCAUGAAUCCAAAAAGUUCUUUGCUGAACUGUGUGCCUGACAUUAUGCAGGGCCGGCCAUACAAUAGAUUCAAUGUUAGGGUGGUGGAGUUUUCAUCUCAAGUGGUUCAAUCUGUAAGAACCAAGAAGACUUAUGAUACUUUCAUGAAAUGGAAAAUCAAUAUGCAAAACAAAAUGUUACUCCUAUGAGGUUGUAAAAGCUUGAUGGACACGUUUCUGUGAAAUAAUGUGUGUUUUACCUCAGCAUAAAAAAUCAGCUAUUUUGUGAUUCAUAUUUUUAAGGUUUUGUCAAUAUUAUAACCUUUUGAGUACUAUGUUGACAUUUAAUAUGUAAAGAUGGCUAGUAUGAGUAAGUUUUAAUAAUUAUAAUUAUAAGCCUGUGGCAUAAACAUGACAACUAGCAACUUGUUCUCAGACAUGAGCCAUUGGCUCAUGGCACUGUAAAGCAUAAAGUAUAUGGUAUGAAAAAUUAAGAAGUAAUUAAGUUAACCAAUGUCAAAAUUAAAGAGUUGAAAUAUUUACAAAACAUAAAAGAAUUCAGAAGAGUAAAGGACUAAAUAUACAUGUUAAAAGCAGAUGAGUUGAAAAUUAUAAAAUGUAUUGGCUGAGCAUUAGCGAAGCCUAUCACUUGAACUGACCUAUAUACGUGAAAUUUUGCAUGAAGCUUCUUUUUUAUAUGAGAAAUACUGAGUUUGAUGAUGGUGCUGGUGCAUGUCAAGAGAUUUGGCUGAGUGUUAGUGAAUACUUUUACACUGGUCAACCUUGAUAGCAAUGGGAAAAUAGCAGAAUAAAUACAUUUGUAAACAGACCGAAUACUACCAUAUGAGGUUUCAGCAUGAAACAUUUUUUAUUCAUAGAAGAGUGGACAGUAAAUAAAUUGGUGAAAAGAUUCGAUUUCAGUGCACUCUUGCUUUGUAGUAUCUUCCAUAGCUCACCUAAAGUUUUAUAAUUUGACAUCGUUAUGAACUGUUAUCUGUAUUGACUAAAACAUUAAUAUUUUAACACUGAGCAAUGUAUACUUAAGCCAGCUGAAUAAAACAAACAAAACGUUUUAGUAAAGACAAAAGAUCUGUCUUAGUAGUGAGACAAAUAAUUGCUUAAAAUAGUUGUGACUGGUGCCAAUAGAUUGCAUAUUAAUGCUUUCUAUGUAAAAACAGUUUUACAGGAAAUAACACUGCACGGCGAGUGUGCAAACUUAGAAAGACAUUUAAAAGUUGGCAGGAUUAAAAUCCAACGUAUAGGACUCAUUCAUAGAGCCUUAUAGCAUCACUAAGCCACAUAGUAGUUAGAAAUGCACUUAUUGAAAAUUCACUAGAGCGCUUGCAUAUUUUUUGUAACAUUAAUUAACAAAUACAGCCCAUGAAUUUUUUUAACAGGUUAUUUUGUUUUAUUAUAUACGUUUUGCCUUUUAACAAAUUUUUCCAUAAGAAGUUUUUCAAUGUAAUGAACAUUGUAUUUGGCUGUACUAUACCAUAACAGACUGUAACGUCUUAUGAUGAAUUCGUAUUAUGAAUUUGAGUCUUGCAAAUGGAAAUAAUUUGUACGUAUGGAUUGACAAUACCGUUUUUUUUUUCUGCUAAAUUCUCACCUUUGCUUUUUAUGUGUAUAUUUAAAUACAUAAAUUUUACAAUUUAUUUACAUAGUAAUAAUAAUUAUACACAUGGCAGACAUAUUUUAUAAUGGAAAUGUUACUAUAAACAUUGCAAUGAAAGGAUUAUUUUGUUAUCUAUUACCAUUUUUUGUAUAUUAAUAAUUUAAUUAACUAUCUAAAGAUUGAGUUAUGAAUUGCUGACUGAAGGUACAGUGGCUGGUCCUUUCCUUUUUUCUUAAUAAAUGAACUCUGCAAUCAGUAGUAACCAUUAUCUGCUCUCAUUAAAAAUAUCUAUCUUGUAAGUUUCUUAAGUUAAAUUUCUACUGUUGCUUGACCCAACAUUACAGUACCAUACCGGUUAGUUCUAUAAGGUUAGAAUUUAUCUGACAUUUUUGCCUUACUUCAUUGUGCAUUAACAGAAACUCAAAAUCAAUAAACUGAUUUUAUAGAUAACAUUCCUGAAGGCCAUUUGGUAUGGGAUGAAUAAAACAAAAAAAUUAAAUUAUUAACAAAAACAAAGUCAACUUCAAUAAAAAAUAAUAAUCAAUUAGACAGGAAUAGGCUGUGGCAGCUUUUCAGUAUGUCACACUGACGAUCCUGGUAGCAUAAGAGAGCACAGGAGUUGAGCAAAAGUUUUAAGAGUCAACUUUAAAAUAAUAAAAACAUUGUUUACAAUGUUUAUGAUUCAGCAGUUGCUUUUUCUGUUCUAAAAGCAAAAUUUACGUUGUGGCUACUGCUUUCUGGUACCUAUUGAUCUUUUUUUACUUUGUAUACAAAUUAAACUUGAGAUUUUUUUGCAGUAACAAAUUAUAAUUUAAAGAUAAGCAAUGAUACAAGAAUUUUACACCUAAUAAUAUAAUUUUGUUACUUUUGAAAUAUUUAUUUUAUGUGUUAGAUUAGCUCUGAGUUAUGUUGUGGACAAAGGUUUUAAUAAAUUGUUUUUAAUUAAG
This is a messenger RNA of Homalodisca vitripennis (glassy-winged sharpshooter), 3897 nucleotides long. Its product is annotated as ferrochelatase, mitochondrial-like. Lineage: Eukaryota; Metazoa; Arthropoda; Insecta; Hemiptera; Cicadellidae. The record is from RefSeq and is a predicted model, not a curated record. Gene Ontology annotation, molecular function: protoporphyrin ferrochelatase activity. Gene Ontology annotation, biological process: heme biosynthetic process.